Molecule: messenger RNA, 5612 nt
Organism: Condylostylus longicornis
Lineage: Eukaryota; Metazoa; Arthropoda; Insecta; Diptera; Dolichopodidae
Exons: 10
Coding region: 1185-5387 (1400 amino acids)
Molecular function (GO): protein binding
Source: RefSeq, a predicted model, not a curated record
UUUUUCCGUUUUUUUUUUAGUAUUUUCUUUUAUUUUUGUGUUUGUGUGUAUUAUUAAAAAAUGUAAUUUUUAAAAUAUUUUUUCGAAUCGAUUCACCUAAUAUAGAAUUUGAAUGAAGUUCCGUUAUCAUUUUUGUACCUAAAUAUAACCUAAAACAAUAUUAGUAAAUUUUUUUAAAAAUUAUGUAUGUCUUUAUAUGUAUAUAAAAUAAUGAAAACGUGAAAAUAAUGAAUUAUUAAUAUUGAAUAAAAAAAUUGAAAAGAAAAAAUUAUAAAAUUGCAAUUUGCAUAAUUCAUUUUUAAUAAACGGGACCAUAUUGGACAAGUAAAGGAAAAAAAAAAAUCAUAAAAGUAAUAUACAUAUAGUUGCUGCUAUUCAUAAAAUCUGAAAACAGAAAAAAAAACUAAAACUUUAUAUUUGCAAAAUCUCAGGAAUUUUGUAUGGUUUUUGUGAUGGUAAUCAACUCAUAUUAUAUACAUAAUAUAAAUAUAUGUUAGUGAUGAUGAUAAUGAUGACGAUAUUUAAAUAUACAUAUACUAAAAUGAUAUAAUGAUUAAUUUAAAGAUGAAAUAUUUUUGUUGAAGUGUAUGAUGAUGAUGAUCUACGAUUAUUUUAUUUAAAAUCGAUUUGAGUAUAUCCAACUUUUUUUUUUUUUUUUGAGAAAAUUAAAUCGGAUUGAGUUUUUAUUAAAUAAUAUUAAAUUUUUCGUAAUAUAAUUGUGUAGAAAAACAAAUAAAGUUUAUAACAUUAUAAAAUAAAAAAAAUAAGCAUAAAGGAGAUGAAAUAUUGAAUUGAUUCAAUCAUAGAAUUGAUGAAUUAAAUAUUAUAUAUAUGUUAGAUUAAAGGUGUGAGAAAAAAAUAAGUUUGAAAUGAAAAAAUUCAUUAAACAAUAAAAUGCAUUUGUUGGAUAUUUGUGCAAGUUUUUGUUUAAAAAAUUUAAUAAAUUAAAAAAGAAAAUUAAUAAAACACAUUUUGAAGGCCUUUGAAAGAAACAUUUUAAAUUGCAAGUUGAAUAAUAUGCAGAAUUAUGUAAUAUAUCCAUAUGAGCAACAUCCUGUAUUCAGAAAUGAUGAUACAAAAGGUAUACAAUAGGUACAACACUUUUUAUUAACUGUAAAACCAGUAAAAGAAUUAUUAUAAUAGUUUGAAAACACAAAACAAAAAAGUAUAUAUAUAAAAAGAAAAUGCGAAUAUUUAAAACAAGAAAAUCUGGUGAUAGCAUAAAUAUAACAACAAUAACAUCAAAUGGAUCUCAUCAAGGAACAUGCCGAUCAGUAUCAUCAUCAAUUCUAUCAAAUGCUAAUAUCGGUAAUUUAUCAAUAUCAUCAUCAUUACCUGAUUUACAUGAUUCACCAGUUAUGAUAUUAAGUUGUACGAAUUUAACACAAAGUCGUUUAAAUUCUAAUCAAUUUCAAAAACAACAACAACAGCAACAAUCAACAAAUCAUCAACAAUCAACAAAUCAUCAACAUCAACAAUAUCAACCAAAGUUAUUACAUCAACAUCAAAAUCAUCAAAAAUAUCAAUUUCAAUCAAAUUCAAAUAAAAUAAUUAAUAAUGAUAAAUAUAAUAGUAUAAUUAAUAAUAAUAACAAUAUUAAUAAAAAUAAUAAUAAUUAUGAUAAUAGCAAUAAUAAUAAUUUAAUUUGUAAUGAAAAAAUUUUAAAUAAUCUUAAUAAUAAUAAUAAUGAUAAUAAAAAAUUAAUAUCGAAUAUUAUAAUUGGAAAUACAAUAAAUGGAAAGACUGAUAUAAAUUUACAAAAUACUAGCAGCAAUAAUAAUAACAACAAUAAUAAUAAUAAUAAUAACAAUAAUGAUAAUUCAAUAAUAAUAACAACAAAGAAUAAUAGUAGCAUAACAUUAAAUACAUCUUCUUCAGCAAUGAAUAAUACACAUAUUAAUGACAAUAAUAGCAAUAAUAAUAAUAAUUACGAUAUUUUAUCAAAAUCAAUUAAUAAUUGUAAUGGAACAACAUCAAAAUAUUCUACUAAUCGAAAAUUAGCAACAACAAAUAAUCAACAUACUAGUAGAUCAUUUUCAAAUUCAACAACAACUACGACAACAUCAACAACAGCUGCAUCAUAUACAGAUGAAUCAACAAAUAAAAAGAAUUAUAAUGAGAGCAAUGGUCAUUUGCCAGACUAUAAACUAGUCACAGCUGUGCCAGUUGUUGUUCUUGACGAUGAUUCUCGCCGUGAAUCGAAAAAUAUGUUUACAUGGGGAAGAAAAAUGAGUAAAAAACUUGAUAUACUAAAACGUGGUGAUCUUUUAAAAAGUUUCGAUCAUAAUAAUACAGAUCAAUCGAUGACCUCAUUAAUAAUUGGUAAAUCAUGUACAUUAACAAGAUCAUCAACAAUAAAUCCAUUAAAAAAGAGUAAAUCUGGACCAAUUGAUGCUCAAACAAAAGAUUCAACAUCAAUUUCAAAUAAAUCAGCAACAUUAACAAGGGAUAGACAAAAUUCAAUUAAAUCAUUUUUUCAUCGGAUCGGUUCUACUGGCAUGCUAAAUCAUAAAUCACAUAAUAUUACAAAAAUAUCUGAUACAAAUAAUUUAUAUCGUAGUAGUUCAACAAGUCAACUAAAUAGCAGCUAUUAUAAAUGUGAUGAUCCAACUGAUGGUGUUAAUUUAAUUAAUAAUAAUAAACAACCACCUAUUAUAAAUUCUAAUACAAAAAAAGUACAUCAUUUAAAAUCAUCAAGCUGUGAUGAUAUUGCAAAAGUUGGUAAUUAUAUUACCAAUAAUAAUAAUAAUAAUAAUAAUAAUAAUAAUAAUAAUAAUAAUAAUAAUAAUAGCAAUAAUAAUAAUGGUAAUGGUAAUGAUCAACAACCAAGACGUGGUAAUUUUCCGUAUGCAUUUUUAAGAUCAAAAUUAUCAGUACUACCAGAAGAAAAUGGUGGUUCAGUUCUAAAACAACAAUCAUAUACAAAUUUAGAUCGAAUUUGUGAUUCAUCAAAUACAUCUGAUACAAUAUCGAUAGCUAGCUCAACCAGUCCAAAAGCUUCUAGUACAUCGAAAAUUACAAAUUAUUCAAAUAAGAAUGGUGUAAUUAAACGUUAUUCAUCUGAUGAUAGUGCUAUUAGUAAUUGUUCACCAUUAAUUGGUGAUGUAUCACGAAAUAGUAGUAUAUCAUCAAAAGAUUGGGAACCAUUCUAUCAUCGUUUAAGUUCAUGUAUUAGCUCAAAUGAAUCUGGAUAUGAUAGUGAUAAUGGUCGUCAUUGCGAUGAACCAUUAAAAAGGAAUAGUAUUGUAUCAAAUUCAAUUCGUUUAUUUGAGGAAAAUUUGAUACAAGAAAAAUUACAACAACAACACCAACAACAAAGAUCAAAUAAUGAAACUGGAACAGUUCGAAGAAGAUUUAAAGAAAUUAAAUUAAUUAAAUUGGAUUCGUGUGAUUUCAUUGGAAUAAUUGUGUCACCCAAAAUAAUAGUAAAUACAUCAAAUGAACAACAAUAUCGAUAUGUUAUAAUUGAACUUAAUCCAUUUGGAUUAGCGCAAAGGGAUGGGAGAUUAAGAAUAGGAGAUGAAAUUGUAUAUGUUAAUGGAAAUUAUUUACGUGCAAUGAAAUGUUUUGAUACAGCCCAAAAACUUUUAACAACAUUCAUUGAUAAUAGUAUGGAUUUAGUUAUAUCACAUGAAGAAAUCUCAUUAUCUAAUAGUGCAGGAAUAAAUUUUAGUACAAAAAUACAAAUUGAUUGUGAUCGCAAUACACCAACAAAACAAUUUAGAAAUUCACCAGAGCCAUCACAACAAAAUUUAUAUUAUUCUUCAAAUUCAAAUAAUAACUAUAAUAGCAAAAUAUGUGAAAGUAAUGGUGUUAUUAGAAAACGUCUAUCAUAUAACCAAAGAACACAUAGUAAUGAUAGUAUAAACAGUUUUGAUUUAAGUGGUUUACAAAUUGCCUACGAUAAUGAAAGCUUAAAUCAUUUACAAACUGAUAAUGAAUCUGUAAAACAUAUGAGUUUAAUGUUACAAUCACAUCAAUAUGAUCAUAGAAGACGUCCAAUAACAAAUCGUCAAUUAGAAUUAACACCAUUAUAUAAUAGUACGUCAUCUGAAUAUACACCUGUUUAUGCUAAUAGAAUAACAACUCUAACAAAUACGAUAAGUGAUGAUGAAAAAUGGCAAUUACUUAGUCGUAAAAGAACUGAAGCUUUAACACAAAUGGAAUAUUCACAAGUUUUAGGUUCAAAAAAUUUAACAUAUUUAAAUGAAAAUAAUAGUAAAUCAGCAAUUGAUUUAAGUACAUUACCUAAAAAUUGUCAAUCACCAUCGCCAUCAUCAUCAUCAUCAUCGUCAACAUCGACAACAAAACAAACAAAUUCAAAUUUAACACUAACUAAUGAAAACAAUGCCAUAAAUUUAAAUGCUACUAAUAAUAUUAAUAAUAGUAAUAACAAUUGUAAUUUAAGUAAUUUAAAUUUAAAUUCUCAUUCAAUUCAACAAUAUUCUACUAGCAGUAACGACGAUAAUAAUAAUAAUAAUAAUAUAAAGACAAAUAUCAAAAAUAAUUAUACAAAUUUCAACAGCAAUAGUAAUGCAUAUCGAUCAUUAAGAUUAGGAAACUUUCGUUUGAGUUCCUGUAGUUUGAAUUCAAGUCGUUUAAGUUUAUGUUCACAAAAUGCUACUGAUUUUUCAUUAAUUGAUCAAGGAAUCAAUAAUCGAAAUGAUUCCAUUACAUCAAUGACAUCAAGAUUAGCAACAGUUUCACCUACACCAACAAUAUUAUUAACUAAAACUAAUAAUGAUAAUAUUAUAAUUGGAUCAGAUCAAUGCUUAAAUAAUGAAACUAAUACGAAUAAUAUUAAUAAUAAGAAUAUUAAAGAAAAUAAUAAAAUUAUUAAUAAUUUUAAUCAAGAAAAACAAUUAAAAUUAUGUAAUAAAACUAAUAAUGUUUUCAAUAAUGCCAAUAACAACAAUAACAACAGCAAUGUUAAUAAACAAUUAUUGAAUGAUAAUAAUAAUGAAGCAUAUAAUCAAAUAGUAAAUGGUAUCAGCUGCGAUUUAAAUGCUAACAAUAGCUUAAAAAUUACUAAAGAAAAUGGCGUUCACGACACUACUGAACAAGAUGGACUGGGACGAUGUAUAGUACAGACAAUUACAUUUUUCAAAGGACAUGGUAUGAAGUCAUUAGGUUUUAGUAUUGUUGGUGGGCGGGACUCUCCGAAAGGUAUGAUGGGCAUUUUUGUGAAAACGGUUUUUCCAUCUGGACAAGCAUCUGAUGACGGAAAUCUUUUAGCUGGAGAUGAAAUUAUACAAAUAAAUAACAUAUCAGUUCAAGGAAUGAGUCAUGCAGAUACUAUUGGUUUAUUUAAAAAUGUUCGUGAAGGCCCAAUAAUUUUAAAAAUUUUAAGGCGAAGAUCUUACAAACCAAAGCUGUCAGGAACAUAACAUACCAUUUUAGCGAAUACAAAAUAUUUUUUUUUAAUAAUAUUACUUAUUAAAAAACUAAUAAUUAUAUACAUAUGUACCAAUAUAUUUAUUAAUAUUUUAUAUAAAUAAAUAUACUGUUUUUUUUAUUCUUGUAAAAUCAAAUUUUCUUUGUACAUAACUAUAAAAAAAAUUAUAUCAGUUUUUAAUUCUAGAUUAUAAAAAAUUGUAGCAGAAAAUUUCAAU